GGUGAAAAGUGUUUACUUAUAGCCGUUAUUCUGGGUAUUGAGACUGAAUCGACCAUACUGGAGGCCAAACAUUAUUGGAAUAUAUCUCAAAAAAGAAGUCAAAUUUUAGCUAAAUUUUUAAAAUUAAAGGAAGAAAUAAAAGAUAUGCAAGUUGAAUUUAUAGAAAAUGGGAAGUUGAAAAAAAGAAGGAUUAUAAUUGGAACUAGUUUGGAAUUUGAAAUUGCCGUUUUCUCAUUUUGUGCAUUGUCAUAUAAGAAAAUGGGGAAAUGGAAGGUUAUAUUUAUUUUAAAUUUGAUAAUCAAGAUCUAUAGUAAGGAGUUUAAUUAA
Meloidogyne enterolobii is the source of this 327-nucleotide messenger RNA. Lineage: Eukaryota; Metazoa; Nematoda; Chromadorea; Rhabditida; Meloidogynidae. The record is from the annotation of a GenBank genome assembly.